This is a messenger RNA of Annulohypoxylon maeteangense, 1743 nucleotides long. RefSeq names its product amp dependent CoA ligase. Gene Ontology annotation, biological process: fatty acid metabolic process. The transcript has 5 exons. The record is from RefSeq and is a predicted model, not a curated record. Bases 1 to 1701 code for a protein of 566 amino acids. Gene Ontology annotation, molecular function: medium-chain fatty acid-CoA ligase activity. Lineage: Eukaryota; Fungi; Ascomycota; Sordariomycetes; Xylariales; Hypoxylaceae.
AUGUCCAACGACUUUGUCUUUGAGGGCCCAACUUCAUCACCUUUACGAGUUAUCAACAUUGGUCAGUUGCUCGAUGAGUCGUGCAGAGAGAACCCCGAGAAAGUUGCGUUGGUGUCCCGAUGGCAGGGAGAUCGGUUAACGUACCAGGAGCUUAAUGACUCCUGUCGGGUGAUAGCUCGUCGCUUACUUGACAUGGGUGUGCGCCCAAAAGACCACAUCGUAGUCCUAGCUGGAAAUUCUAUCGAGUAUGUGCAGCUGUUUCUUGCGACCGGCGCUAUAGGUGCCAUAUUCAGUAUCAUCAAUCCUACCUUCACAGUUGAAGAGGUUGUUCGCGCCGUCGAGUUCCUAGAACCGAAAGCGAUUUUCAUCGCAGAUAGAAUCGGUUAUCGCAAGAAUAAACCCCUCCUAUCUAUGCUGAGUCAGCUCCAGACAUGCACAUCAUUCAUCGUGGAGCUCUCCAGAGAAGGGGAAAUUAGCGGGAAGAGAUCGGCGUGGAGAGAGUUUCUCCAGAGCGACGCGGAGGCUGACGCCAAUCUCCUAUACCGGUAUUGGGCAAAAGCAGAUCAGAACGAUACGUUCUGUAUACAAUUUACGAGUGGGACGACAGGGCCCCGAAAAGCGGCAAUGUUAUCACACCGCAACCUCAUUAAUAACGCUCUGGGUGUGGGACAUCGGCUUGGCUACACGAACCGUGAUGUCGUAUGUUGUUGCGCUCCCUUAUUCCACUGCUUCGCUUUGGUAUGUGGCGUUAUGUCGACUAUUGCCUUUGGGGGAACAGUUGUGCUCCCGUCGGAUAUCUUUCUCGCAAGUGCUAGCCUCGAGGCAAUUUCGGAGGAUCGGUGUACCGUGAUCAAUGCCGUGCCCACCAUGUUUCAAGGCAUACUUGAUCAUCCGGAUUUGAAAAAGCAUGCUCUAAAGGCGUGUCUUAGAACCGGCAUCGUGGCUGGCUCUAGCUUACCGAACCUAUUGGUCCCGCGACUCGAAGCGGAGCUUGGGCUUAGAGGUCUUGCUUACGCCUAUGGCAUGACAGAGCUGUCUUGUAUAGUUUUCUCGACCAACCCCUCUGAAGUAUCUCUCUUAGAUAAUCAAAUUAGUGUUGGCACAGUUGUUCCUCAUGGCGCGGCGAAAAUAGUCGGCAGCGACCUAAAAAGCCUCCCGCCAGGAUUUAAAGGAGAACUGCUGGUAUCCGGAUACCUUACUUUCCAGGGAUACUAUAAGAAUCCAGAGAAAACAAAUGAGACAAUGGUAAAAGACGCCAAAGGACGGCUAUGGGUGAGAACUGGUGAUACAGCCGCCAUUGACGUCAGCGGCCGCUGCACUAUCAUGGGACGCGUGAAAGACAUGAUAAAAAGAGGGGGAGAAAACAUAUUCCCGCGAGAUAUCGAAGAAGUGCUAGAGCAGCAUCCUGGUAUAGUCGCGGCGGCCGUCGUAGGCAUUCCGGACGCGUACUGGGGUGAGAUUAUCGGCGCCUUCAUUCAACCUGCUAGCGGGUAUGAGACAAAACCAUUGACCGGUCGAAGGAACCUCAAGCCGUGGCUGAGGAACCGGAUAGCCCCUCAUAAAUUUCCCGAGCACUUCUUCUGGUUAGGGGACGGCGAGGGCAUCCCCGAUGAACUGCCAUUCAACUUCAGCGGGAAAAUCAUGAAGGAGAAACUGCGAACUAUUGCGUGCGAUUUACUUCAAGUGAAGACAAGCAGCUGAGUGGUAUUUGUGCGAUUUCCGGAUGUUCGAAUUGAAAGUUAG